GUGUGUGAGAGAUGAACACACCUGAGGAGAGUGUGUGAGGUCAGAGGUCAGAGCCUUCAUCCGUCUGUCUGUCUGUCUGUAGCACACAUCUGUAUCCUGUCUGUCUCACAGCACCUGUCUGUCUCUCCGUCUCACACUCGUCCAGAAAAACAUCAUUGUUUCAGUUCAGCUUAUCUCUGCUCUCCCAAAUAUCCUGUUUCUUCGAGCUGCGCGUCCAGAACCAAUAGAAAGCUCUUCCUGCUGCAGGCUGACUUCACUUCCAGCUUUAGCACAAUCUCAUCCGCUCCAAACCGAGCUCGGCAGAACCACGACUCAGACGCGCUGCCGUAAACACACACACAGACACACACACAAACACAGGAGCGGCGUGAGGACGGGCCCGUCCGGCUCCAGCAUGGCCAGCACCAUCAAGGAGGCGCUGUCGGUGGUGAGUGAGGAUCCGUCUUUAUUCGAGUGUUCGUACGGAGCGCCUCAUUCUAAGACGGACAUGACGGCGUCCGCUGCUGGUGAAUACGGCCCGAGCAAACUCAGUCCCAGAGUGCAUCAGCAGGACUGGCUGGCUCCGCCCCCUGGACGCAUCACAGUCAAGCUGGAGUGCGGCGCGGGAUCCAGGGCCUCUCCUGAUGUGUGUGCUGCGGUGAAGGGUAAGAUGUCUCCGGUGAUGUACAGCAGCUAUAUGGAGGACAAGCACGCAGCGCCGCCCAACAUGACGAGCAGCGAGCGCCGAGUGAUCGUCCCUGCAGACCCGAGCCUGUGGUCAGCGGAUCACGUGCGUCAGUGGCUGGAGUGGGCCGUGAAGGAGUACGGGCUUCCCGAGGUGGACGUGUCUCUGUUCCACAGCAUCGACGGGAAGGAGCUCUGCAAGAUGAGCAAAGACGACGUCCAGCGCCUGACCAGCAGCUACACGGCCGACAUCCUGCUGUCUCACCUGCACUACCUCAGAGAGACUCCACUUCCUCACUUGACUUCAGAUGAUGUUGACAAAGCCUUGCAAAACUCCCCGCGGUUAAUGCAUGCUCGUAAUACAGGAGGAGCCAGCUUCAUCUUCCCAAACGCCCCCGUCUUCCCUCCAGACGCCAGCAGAGGGCCCAGCCGAGCAGACCUGAGUUUGGACGGCCGGCGCUCUGGAUGGACUCAGCCGGUGUCUGCAGCUAAAGUUUCUCAGAGUUCUGCUGCCAUCAUGACCAAACCAGAAGAGCAGAGAGCUCCGUUAGAUCCAUAUCAGAUUUUAGGGCCGACGAGCAGCAGGCUGGCGAAUCCAGGUUCGGGUCAGAUCCAGCUGUGGCAGUUCCUCCUGGAGCUUCUGUCCGACAGCUCCAACUCGUCCUGCAUCACGUGGGAAGGAACCAACGGCGAGUUCAAGAUGACGGAUCCGGACGAGGUGGCGCGGCGCUGGGGCGAGAGGAAGAGCAAGCCCAACAUGAACUACGACAAGCUGAGCCGAGCCCUGCGCUACUACUACGACAAGAACAUCAUGACCAAAGUGCACGGGAAACGCUACGCAUACAAGUUCGACUUCCACGGCAUCGCGCAGGCCCUGCAGCCGCACCCGCACUCCUCCAUCUACAAGUACCCAGCCGAGCUGUCCUACAUGAGCUCGUACCCGCACCCGCAGAAGAUGAGCUUCGUGUCUCCACACACUCAGGCCAUGAACGUCGCCUCGUCCGGCUUCUUCAGCGGCCCGGGUCCGUACUGGAACGCUCCGGCGGCGGCGGGAAUCUACAGCGGCCCGCGACACCCCGCCGCGCACAUGCCCUCGCAUCUGGGCUCCUACUACUAGAUGCCCCCAACAUCUCAAAACACCAAACCCUCCGCCGGCGCUGCUGCCAGAGAAACACUCACCGUAUUUAGACAGGAGACCGUCCGUGAUCCAGAAGCUUAGCGGGAAUGUGAACGUGGCUGUAUAACAUGUUAAUGAGCCGCUGCAUGAUCAAGUAUAUAUGUUCACAUCUACCUUAUUGUACAAACAUAUCAGAGAGAGUUCAGAAGGUCUGAGAGAAGAGAGAAGGUGAGAGGAAGACAGGACUGAGGUAUGUGAGAUGAUGAAGAAUGACGGCCGUUCACAUGAAGGGCGAUAACGUAGGGCUGCACGAUUACUUGCUCAAAAAAUAUAAUCACGUAUUUUGUAUUUCAUCAGAUUGAUUGCAGUUUCACAUAAGCAUAAAUCAACUUGCUUUCGAUUUAGAUUCAGCAAGCAGCGCAAACAGACUGGCUCAGACACCAACUUUUUCCAUAAUGUAGAGAGAGCGCGUGCACAUGGUUGCCAAGUUAGUAAAUAACCAUCUGGGUCGUCAAACCCACAGUUUUACUGUUAUGCGGGUUGUUUUUGAAGUCCGCAGGCUAAAGCGAUCUCCCCAGAACACUAUUUUGAACAGAAACCACAUAAAACAUGAUUGGGCAUGAUUUAAUUAUCAAUUAGGCUGUUUUUUUUUUGUUUGUUUUUUUGCAGACCUGGCAACCCUGCAAACCACUGGACAGAAAAUGUAUCGAUUUAAGAGAAAAGUUUUGAUAGGGGGAUUUAAACACUUGGCAUCUGGCAACCAGUGACACAAAUCAACGAUAUCGUUGGAAUCACUUUCAGGGCGAUUUGUUUUUUCAGACGAUGAACGAUAAAAAACAUUGACAGCCAAUUAUAAUCCACCGUCUAUAAAGAGUUUGAGCAUUUAAAGCUUAUAAUAAACAGCCAAUAUAGUUAUCGUUCUUGGUGUGAACAGGCCUCUUGACAAAUGUAUCAGUAUUAUGUCGUUCGUGUGGCAUCAGAGAUUGAAAUUUGCCUUAAAAAUGACGAAUCUUUGUAGAAAACUGGAAGCUUUCAGAUGUUUUAAUGACCUCAAACCUUUAAAGACGAGGUGCAUGUAUAUGAACCAGUGCCUUACAGAGAGAAACAGAUUUACCAAAGAUACCAGUAUUUGUUAUUAUUAUUAAUUAUUAUGACGAUGUUCCGAGUCGCAAACGCUGUGCGUUUGUUAGAUUGAAGUAUACAAUUCAGUGUUAUAAUUCUUUUUAUAUAAUAGAUAUAUAACUUAUGCAUUUAAACACUACGAGUUGAUCUCAGCCAGCCGAACAGACAUUUAAUCAGAGACGUAGAGAAACGGAGCGGAGACGACACACUCGCGUGAUUCUCUGUACGGUGAACACGUGUGUGUUCGUAUGACGCUGGACUGGCGCGGCACACGGGCUCAAACCGACUGAACCCAGAUCAGAUCAGUUCGGUCACGCCCUGAUGCUCUGAGAUUGUUGACAAAGGGAAGAAAACAUAUAUUUGGAUAAAUUAUAUGGUUUUCUACUGAAUCAUUUUAAUAAACUAUUUUCAGCAA
Cyprinus carpio (common carp) is the source of this 3317-nucleotide messenger RNA. It is a transcript of the gene erg, whose product is annotated as ETS transcription factor ERG. Gene Ontology annotation, cellular component: nucleus. The record is from RefSeq and is a predicted model, not a curated record. Gene Ontology annotation, molecular function: sequence-specific DNA binding; DNA-binding transcription factor activity, RNA polymerase II-specific. Lineage: Eukaryota; Metazoa; Chordata; Actinopteri; Cypriniformes; Cyprinidae. Gene Ontology annotation, biological process: regulation of transcription by RNA polymerase II; cell differentiation.